Messenger RNA from Sorghum bicolor (sorghum), 2284 nucleotides. RefSeq names its product B3 domain-containing protein Os03g0619600. NCBI's taxonomy places the organism in Eukaryota, Viridiplantae, Streptophyta, Magnoliopsida, Poales, Poaceae. Gene Ontology annotation, molecular function: DNA binding. The transcript is spliced from 6 exons. The coding region runs from base 277 to 2100 and encodes 607 amino acids. The record is from RefSeq and is a predicted model, not a curated record.
ACCUCCUUCGUACGGCUGUUGUCCAAAGCGGAAUCCAACGGCGCGCCGCAGCUCCUCCGCCUCUCCUCGCCCGCCGCCUGCCGCUGCGCCCACAGCUCACUUCCGUUCGUUCGUUAAGCCCUCGCACAAGCGCGGGCGGCCCUCCGACCGGCCGAAACCCCGGCGGCCUCCUGGAGGUUCCGGGAUUGGGAUCGGUCUGAGCUGCUGCUGAGGCCGGCGGAGGCGUUCCCUUCUCGUUUCUUGGAGUGGCAUGGUGGUGGCGACCGGCCGGUGAAUAUGAACACUGUGUGUGAAGUCUGUGGAGAUAUUGGUUACAGACAACUUCUGCUCUGUUGCAGAGACUGCAAGCGUUGUGCUGUCCACCAAUACUGUUUGGACAAAGUUGUCUUCGAUGCAUCGUUAAUAAAAUGGUUCUGUUAUGAAUGCCUACAAAGGCAUGGUGAAGUUAUUUGUAUCAGUUCUCAAGAGAAGGUGUCCAGUGAAAGGCCACCAAGUCAUGCUCAUUUUCGUUCGCCAGUACAUCAGCUAGUUACCAAGAGUGUGGAAUCAGUAAGGGAUGCAGAGCCAUGGAGAAAUGGAAAAAAUGAAUCAUUUGCGACUAAAUAUACAUCUCUCAACAGAAUUUAUUCUUCGGUUAAGAAGCACAAUAAAAAGAAGUCACUUAUGAAACCAAUGGGUAACUGCACAAGUAGAAAAGUACGAAUCGCUAAAGUUACCACCCAUACAAGUGCUGAAGCAUCAUGCUCUUGUGAAAGCAUUGGAACAGAAUCAGCUCAGAGCAACCAUGGCAAGAACCAGCAGGUAGACCAUGAAAACCCUGUUGCAAGUGUUCGAGAAAGAAGUGUAGAUCCCAUUAGUAUUUCAUGCAGCUCUCAUGAUACCAUAGCAGCAUCCGAAAGCAGUGAAAGAUCCACGGAAUGCCAAAAGGCUAGCUCCUGUCGUCAUCGGAAAACUGUGAAGAUGGCUACGGUGUCCUCAUCAUCUGAGGAGUCAGGUUAUAGCAUUAUUCAAGUUCCAUGCAUAUUUACCUUGAAUUGUACAUCACUUAUUAUAAACUCUGUUGCAAAAUUUUGUACAGGAGAAAACACUAUCUCUAAAAACGUAUCUUUGAAGUAUGUUUUGGCAUAUAGAAGUUAUCUAUCUAAAGCACAAAAUAAGAGAGUAAUGAAGCUUAUUCAGGAAAUUCAACCUGAAUUCACAAUUUUUAUAUCAAUAAUGCGGAGGAACAAUGUAGCACCCCCGGGUCCUUUUCUGGGAAUUACCAAGGAAUAUGCAGUUGCACAUUUCCCAGAUAAAACCACAAAUGUCACUCUUGAGACGCCUGGCAAGAGCAAGAAGUGGCAUCCCAAAUUCUACAAAAGAGAUGAAAGUAGAAAGAACAUGCUGAUGGGACAGUGGCUAGACUUUGUCCGUGACAAUCAUGUGCAGGAGGGAGAUAUCUGCCUCCUUUUACCGACAAAAGAUGAGAUAAGAUACACAUUUAUGAUCUAUGUUCUUCAUGAAACAACUCAUUCUGGAGGUGGGGCUGGCUUUCAAAGGAUUGGCCCAUGCCCUGGUUCAUCUAGUGCAAAGAUGGCUUCAGAAAUCCAUAUUGAGGAGGAACCAACCACUGGAGAACAUGUUUCCUUGGAAAGUGAUAUGCAAGAAAUUUCUCAUGAACCUCUGGAGAGCAGAGACUCUGAUGAUCCAUUCGAACGACCUCCAUACUAUGUACCAUGCAGGAAUCCUCUAUCUAGAUCCCAAAAGAGAAUUGUUGAGGAGCGAGUGCGAGCUAUCCGAUCUGAAAUUCCCAUUUGUGUGGCAGUAAUGAAGAACAACAACAUUGGUGUCGCUCAGCGAUGGAUGCUAGAAUUAUGUUCAGGAUUUGCUUCGGUAUAUCUCCCAACUAUGGGUCAAACCAUAUUGCUCCAGUGCGAGGGGAAGACGUGGGAGGCCAAAAUGAUGUUUCAUAAUGGUAGAAGGUGGUUUCUUAAUGGAGGUUGGCCCAAUUUCGCUCGUGGCAACAGCCUGCGUGUCGGCGACAUGUGUCUAUUUGAACUGAAGGCGAAAGAGAGUAAGCUUACCAUGGCAGUCCAUAUCAUUCGCAAGGAGCAGUUUUAGGUUGCUGUGUAUACGAAAGUGUGUGCCCCCUGUUCUUUCGGUUGGCACGCUGGGCUUGUUGUGCCUGUUUCGUACUUUAUGUAGUUAAUCCAUGGUUGUGGCUGUGUUUGAAAGCAAGCCUAUUUUUAGGCAAACAAAUGUAAUCAAGUUCUCGAAGCGGUUUUCACAAUCCUCCUUUUCUUUU